AUGGUGUCGACAUGUACCGAAGGACGGACGACGAUUUCUAAAGACGAGAACUGUGUAACGGCGGUCGUACACCGGCUGAUGAAAGUAUCACUGGCGGUGACAGAUCAAGGAAUCGGAGUGAUCUGGAGCUCGUGUUACAUGUCAAGAGAUCGAAUGGCUCAGGAAUUUGCAAUGAGGAACAAUGGAUUGACAAAGGUGUUGCUCGUGAUGCAGAGUAAUUGCUUCGAAACGGUGAGGCAAAUCGGUGUGCCGUUCAUAAUCGCAACUAAGAAUUGCAAAAUCAAAAGUUCAAAUUCAUAA
Lactuca virosa is the source of this 300-nucleotide messenger RNA. The record is from the annotation of a GenBank genome assembly. Lineage: Eukaryota; Viridiplantae; Streptophyta; Magnoliopsida; Asterales; Asteraceae.